Molecule: messenger RNA, 466 nt
Organism: Haliotis rufescens (red abalone)
Lineage: Eukaryota; Metazoa; Mollusca; Gastropoda; Lepetellida; Haliotidae
Product: interleukin 17-like protein
Exons: 1
Cellular component (GO): extracellular region
Molecular function (GO): cytokine activity
Source: RefSeq, a predicted model, not a curated record
AUGCCGCAAUGUUCAGCUUGGGCUACCGGAAGAAGAGCCGGACGCUGCCGGGAGCCUGUUAACCGUAAAAUAGACUUCCGAAAUGAACUCCAUGACAGUUUUUACCAAAUUCCACCUCUCCUGGACACUGUUGCCAAUCUUUCUUCAGUCCACGAACAGUUCGUACACUUGAGGCACGCGGUGUUGACGGGGGAGCCCCAGUGCCCGACGUGGGAGGAGGCGGUGCGACGUCAUGGGGGGAGGGUCUGCCCCUUCCACUACGUGUUGAACUACGACGAGAACAGAAGACCAGACACCUUGGUCGAGACUCAGUGCAAUUGUGGUGAAUGUCUGAGACCAGACAAUGGCCCCUCCAACCUGAUGGACUGUCUGCCAAUAAUAUAUUACACCAAGGUGUUCCGGCGGACCGCGUGCGUGCAGGGAGUGUAUCGCUACGCCGUCAUCUGGGAGCCGCUCAACAUCGGAU